This is a messenger RNA of Syngnathoides biaculeatus (alligator pipefish), 3589 nucleotides long. Its product is annotated as protocadherin beta-16-like. Gene Ontology annotation, cellular component: plasma membrane. The record is from RefSeq and is a predicted model, not a curated record. NCBI's taxonomy places the organism in Eukaryota, Metazoa, Chordata, Actinopteri, Syngnathiformes, Syngnathidae. Bases 87 to 2579 code for a protein of 830 amino acids. Gene Ontology annotation, biological process: homophilic cell-cell adhesion. Gene Ontology annotation, molecular function: calcium ion binding. The transcript has a single exon.
UCAAAUAACGCCGAUCUGGUCGCGCUUGGUUUGCUUCUGUCUUAUUUUUCGUUUCCUUCGUUUUAUUGGACUAUUUUUAAGUUCUUAUGGAGUCUAAAGAUAUUCAUCCAAUCCGCGGAGGAAUGCGACGGCGACGUGCGGCCUGCCUCUUUGUCUUUUGGUGCUUUUUUCUGAAUGCGACCGAGGCCCAAAUCCGCUACUCAAUCCCCGAGGAGAUGAAAAAAGGCUCGCUGGUGGGAAAUGUGGCCCAAGAUCUCGGUUUGGAUCUGAAAAGACUCCGUUCUGGGCGGGCCCGCAUCGUCACCGGGGAGAACGUCCAGUACGCCGAGCUGAGGGCGGACAAAGGGCUCCUGGUUGUCCGUGAGAGGAUCGACCGAGAACGGCUGUGUGGAGACGUGACGCCGUGCAGCUUCACCUUCGAGAUUUUGUUGGAAAACCCCAUGGAAUUGCACCCCGUCACCAUCGAGGUGGUGGACGUCAACGACAACGCCCCCACUUUUGAAAAUAAUCAUUUGCGAUUUGAAAUAAGCGAGUCUGCUGCACUUGGCUCCCGUUUUGUUUUGGAGAGUGCGUAUGAUGCUGAUGUGGGAACAAAUGGCGUGCAGAGUUACAUUUUGACACCGAGUGAUAAUUUUGUGUUAAAGCAACACGUCAGUCCAGGGGGAAGUAAAUAUGCAGAAAUGGUCCUGCAGAAAUCCUUGGACAGGGAACAACAGCCGCGGCUUUCACUUAAAUUAGUGGCUGUGGAUGGAGGAAGUCCACAGAAGUCAGGUACAGUAAAUAUAGAAAUUAACAUUUUAGAUGCUAAUGAUAAUGUUCCCGUCUUUAAUCAAUCCAUUUAUAAAGCAAAGGUGAUUGAAAAUGCCCCAGUCGGGACCCUCGUCCUGACUGUGAAUGCAACCGAUGCUGAUAGUGGUUCAUAUGGAAAAGUAACUUACUCAUUUUCAAAUUCGAAAGCCGGAAUAUUAAAUUUUUUUCAAAUAGAUGAGAUGACAGGAUGCAUUUCUGUCAUAAACCAAAUUGAUUAUGAAAAAGACAAAACAAUCGAGUUCAUGGUUGAAGCCAAAGAUCAAGGAGGGCUGAGUGAGUCUACAAAAGUGGAAAUUGAAGUAUUGGAUAUGAAUGACAAUGCCCCCAUCCUCAAUGUGAUGUCCUUCACGAGUCCAGUUUCAGAAGACUCCCCCGCCGGUACCACCAUUGGCAUCGUGAAUGUGAAGGACCAGGAUUCCGGUGACAACGGUCACGUGACCUGCGCAAUCGAAGGCCGCGUUCCAUUUCGAAUUAAGUCCAACUUGAGAAAUUAUUUCACCUUGAUGACCGAUGCCGAUUUCGAUCGCGAAACUGUGUCCGAAUAUAAUAUCACAGUUGUUGCGUCUGACGCCGGCUCGCCCCCCCUCUCCACCAAGAGAACUUUUCAUUUGAAAGUUUCGGACGUCAACGACAAUGCACCUGCGUUUCCGGUCAGCUUUUAUCAAGCCACCCUCGCAGAAAACAACUCACCGGGUGCUUCUGUGCUGAGAGUGAGUGCCAAAGACCCGGACGAAAACCAGAACGCUCGUGUCUCCUACAUGUUGGAGCCGGGCGAGAUCGGGGGAACUCCCGUGGCCGAAUUUGUGUCUGUCAACGCCCAAAGUGGAAUUAUCAGCGCCGUGCGCUCCUUGGACUACGAGCAAAUCAAGCGUCUGGACUUUGUGGUGCGAGCGCAGGACGGAGGCUCCCCUCCUCUCUUCAGCAACGUGAGCGUGGGCGUCCUGAUCCGGGACCAGAACGACAACGCCCCUCAGGUCCUGUACCCGGUCCAGACGGGCGGCUCGGGGCCGCACGCCGAAAUGGUGCCUCGUUCGGCGGACGCGGGCUACCUGGUGACGAAAGUGGUGGCGGUGGACGUGGACUCUGGCCAGAACGCCUGGCUCUCCUACAAAGUGCAGCAGAAAUCUUCCCCCGACAGGGGGGCGCUGUUUGAAGUGGGCCUCCACAAUGGAGAAAUGCGAACCGUCCGCCAAGUGACCGAUAAAGAUGCCGUCAAACAAAGACUGACCGUCGUCGUGGAGGACAACGGGCAGCCCUCUCGUUCGGCUACGGUGGUGGUUAACGUGGCGCUGGCGGACGGCUUCCCCCAAGUGCUGAGGUCGGAGUUCGCCGACGAGGACGAGCGGGAGGCCGACGAGCGGCUGACUUUUUACCUGGUCUUGGCUUUGGCUGUGGUCUCCUUCCUCUUCGUGGUCUGCUUGCUGCUCAUCAUAUCGGUCAAAGUGUACAGGUGGAGACAGUCUCGCGUCCUGUACGGCUCCAACCUCCCCGUCAUUCCGUAUUAUCCGCCGCGCUACUCCGACACUUUGGGGACGACGGGGACUCUCCCGCACGUCUACAAUUACGAGGCCUGCGCCACCGCCGGCUCUGCCAAAAGUGCGGCCGGUCACAACGUGCUGCUAGUAGACGCCAGUUCGACGGGCACCGUGCACAAGUUGCAGAGCGAAAACAACAUCCUGGACGAACUUGACUCCCCUCUGGAGGUUAGUUUACCUUCUUUUAUUGUGGAAUGUUCUGUCUUGAAUGGGAAAAUGGCCCCUCCCUUAUGAGCUGUGUGGUUUUGCUCGAGUUCAAUUGCUCGCUGAGAAUCACACACAGUUGCAGUUGCAGUGAAGUGAAGACUGAGCACUACGGCGAGCUGAGCAUUGUCUUUCUAACUAAAGUUGUUGCUAUAUCCACAUGAUGAUGGCCAGGUCCCAAGGUUGAAAACCGUGUUGAACCCCGCGGCUUCGAUGAUCACUGAACCGUCGACGACGCACAGUUGGUUUGAAUGAUGACAGAUUUGUUGUGAAAGAGGUCAAUAUAGUGCUUUUAAAUCAAUCAAUGAAUUAAAUAUGUGAGCAUGUAUCAAACACCAAUCAUGGUAUCCCGUACACUCGAGGUUUUUUUUACUGCGGUUUCUUAUUUUUCAACAAUUUGGUGGAUUUACGGUUGAGCCCAUCUGUCUCGCCGUAAGUGCCAACGUCUUUGCGGGGUUUUCUUCUUCUCCUGUUGUUGGCAAGUUUUCCUCCCAAACCUCUAAAACGACCUUGGUAAUUGUCUUAAUGUGAGGUAGCACCUGUACUUUGAGGUGUAAAUGUGACGUGGGAUUGAGUGGCAACUCGUCCAGGCUUGAACCCGCCCGGCACCCAAAUUCAACCAGGAUAAGAUCCAAUUACGUCCGAUAUGAAGUUGCUGGCUGGACUGAUGCAUGGAACUGAUGUCUUAUAUUUGCAGUGAACUGGCUUGAAUGGGAUUAACAUUCUCGUUUUUUUUGUCAUUUUAUUUGAGAUGGACACGCAUUGUUCCCUAAGAAGCUUGAAGCCUUAUCGGCAAGGUCAUGUUGAAUAAUAAUAUUAAUAACUGUUGAAAAUCUGAAUCCUCAGGACCCUCUGCCAAAAUCCGAUGAAACUAGAAAUGUGCAGAACUGUUAAAUUCUUUUUUUUUUUUUUUCAUCCUGAAUGUUGUUUGUUGAAGAAAAAAAACUGAGCAGGAUGGCGAUGAAUGUGUCAGUUUUGAUAAGCUUCUAGGUUGAUGGACAGAAGCCUCGUUUUGUCGAAAAUCAAAACUUCUGACAGUU